Molecule: messenger RNA, 448 nt
Organism: Rhinichthys klamathensis goyatoka
Lineage: Eukaryota; Metazoa; Chordata; Actinopteri; Cypriniformes; Leuciscidae
Gene: ascc1
Product: activating signal cointegrator 1 complex subunit 1
Exons: 5
Biological process (GO): DNA alkylation repair; regulation of DNA-templated transcription
Cellular component (GO): nucleus
Molecular function (GO): RNA binding
Source: RefSeq, a predicted model, not a curated record
UCAUGUAAACAGACACAUCUCAAAGUGACGUCACCCUCCUCUUCCUCAUCCAGCACGAUGGAGAUCUUACGGCCCGUUCUCAUUAACAUCCACGGGAGAAUUUACAGGAAAAAUGCCGUUCAGGAGGAAUCUUAUGAAGAAGAAGAAGAGGAUAAUUAUUCAUAUUCAGAAGCAGACGCUGAGCAGUGCCUGGACGAGCCCUGUGACGCUCACGACAUACAGCAGACGGAGAAAGGCUUCCGCUGUGCCAUAGACGUGCCAAGUGUCCUUUAUAAAUAUAUUAUCGGUAAGAAGGGAGAGACUCGUAAACGACUGGAAUCAGAGACAAAAACUUCGAUCAGCAUCCCGAAACAAGGCGUGGAAGGACAGAUCGUGGUCACAGGUGCACACAGGGCUGCAGUCGCCUCCGCUGUAACCCGCGUUGAGGUUUUGAUUGACAGCUUUCGGA